Messenger RNA from Brenthis ino (lesser marbled fritillary), 2976 nucleotides. Lineage: Eukaryota; Metazoa; Arthropoda; Insecta; Lepidoptera; Nymphalidae. The record is from the annotation of a GenBank genome assembly.
AUGGCAGAUAGUACGAUAGACGUAGAGUCAGAAACUGAAACUGUCAAGCCCAUUAAGGAAAUUCCUGUCGUCCAAGACCAAGGUCUAUUUAAACAUCAAACUGGUGAUGUUUACGAUGGCUUCUUCGAAGCUAAGAAAAAGGAUAGAAGUGUUAAAAUGCACGGGCCAGGUAUGUACACAACGGCAGAAGGGGACAUAUACUCUGGAACUUGGGACGCUGAUCGUCUCGGUGUUAAUGAAAAUGUAAGUGUGGCUUUUACUGAUGGCUCGAAAUAUGAAGGCCCUUUCAAAGAUUGGUGUUACAGCGGCUCGGGAAAGUACAUGUACCCAGACGGUAGUAUAUUAAUAGGCGAUUUUAAUGAAAACAUGCCAAUUGGCGGUUUGACUCUAAUCGACCCUAAUGGCCAAGUUUGGUUUGGCAAGGCAGAGCAGGGCUUCGGAUGGUUCGACCCUGUCAAUCACUUUUACGACAUGCUAGAGAAAACUAGAGAAAUUGAUACACUGCAAAUACCAGUGAAUAGUUUGGAACCGAUCAUGAUCGACAGAUUUAUUGCGUUCUCCUUGUUUUAUUUGUGCAGUUUUAUUAUUAUCGGAUAUGUAAAUGGUCAGGAUGAAGAGCAGUUUCAGAGGAAAUUGCUAUGUGUACAGCAUGAAGAGUGUUGGCCGUGCUUGUCAGCAGCGCCACACUGCCGCUGGUGCGCGGACCCGUACUUUAACAAUGGCGUGCCGCGGUGCGAUGAUGACGAGAGUUUGGUGGAAGCGGGAUGCGCGCAGGGCAUGAUACAACGGCCAGCGAAAUCUGUAUGGGAAGUUGUUCAAAAUGACUCUCUCCAAGACAUGUCACCAGACAGCCACGAAUCUGUUGUGCAAAUACAACCGCAAAAAAUAAGGUUAUCCUUAAGACCACGUGAGGUUAAGAAAAUUAAAUUUUCUUAUAGACCUGCGAAAAAUUACCCUCUGGAUUUGUAUUAUUUGAUGGACCUCACGUGGUCGAUGAAAGACGACAAAGAAACUUUGGUGUCAUUAAGAGAUGAUUUGCCCGACAUGUUAAAAAACUUAACAGAUAAUUUCAGAUUAGGUUUUGGUAGCUUUGCUGAGAAACCAAUAAUGCCGUUUAUAAGCGUGGACCCGCGGCGACGCGCCAACCCUUGCUCGGUGGAGAGUGAAGCGUGUGAGGCCACGUACAGUUACCGACAUCACUUGUCAUUAACUAAUCAGGUAAAAGAUUUCAUAGCUAAAGUGAACAGUAGUUCAGUGACAGCAAACCUCGACAAUGCCGAGGCGCAAUUGGACGCACUAGUGCAGGCCGUCACCUGCGGCUCGGCCGUGGGCUGGUCUCCUCACAGCCGGAAGAUUAUUAUACUGUUGUCUGAUGGGCUGCUACAUACGGCGGGCGAUGGGAAACUAGGUGGUGCGUCAAGGAAGAACGACGAGAAAUGUCAUCUGGACAGCGACGGAUACUACUCUGAGUCGCACGUGUACGACUACCCCUCCGUCGCGCAGGUCUAUCGCCUGCUGGACCAAUACAAGGUAAACGUUAUUUUUGCGGUCACAGAAAACGUGAAGGCCCAUUACGACAGCUUACACAAGCUAUUAAGCGAUUUUACGUACGUGGCAAAAUUAGAGAGCGACAGCUCCAACAUAUUGAAGCUCGUAAAAACUGGAUAUGAAGAUAUCGUGAGUGUCGUCAGUUUUAAAGAUAACACUAAAGAUGGACCUAUAAAGAUUAAAUAUUUUACCGACUGCGGAGUAAAAGGCGGGUCCCUGAUAGAAGACACGCGUUGUGGCGGAGUCGAAUAUGGCAUGACGCUCAACUAUGAAGCACAUAUCAGUUAUGAAUCUUGUAUGGAUGAUAAACAGUCGUACGAGAUCACGAUAGCGGAGAGCCAGCUGGGGCAGGACGCGCUCGCGCUGCAGGUGUCGCUGCAGUGCGGCUGCGCGUGCGAGAGCGACCGCCGCAAGGACAUGGCGCUCACGUGCCCGCGCAACUCGCACCUUGUGUGCGGCGUAUGCCAGUGCGACGCCGGCUGGUCGGGGCCGGCGUGCGACUGCUCGGUGGAGGACGAGGGCGCGUCGGCGGCGCUGCAGGCGGCGUGCCGCGCGCCCGGCGACGCGCGCGCCUGCUCGCACGCCGGCGACUGCGUGUGCGGCCGCUGCCGCUGCGACCGCGCGCGCUCCGGCAAGUACUGCCAGUGCAAGGAGUGCGAGAUCAGCAUUGAGAACGGGCUGGAGUGCGGCGGCGUGGGGCGCGGCGCGUGCGCGUGCGGGCGCUGCGCCUGCGAGCGCGGCUGGGCCGGCGCCGCCUGCGACUGCGCCACCGCCCGCGACGCCUGCUUCGCGCCCGGCUCCAAUGAGGAGUGCUCGGGCCACGGGGACUGUGUGUGUGGUCGUUGCCAAUGCAAAACAACAAGCGUAGAUAACUCCACAGACGUGAUGUACUCCGGCCACUUCUGCGAGACGUGCGCGUCGUGCGUCAACCCGCUGUGUGCGGGCGCCGAGCCCUGCGUGCGCUGCCGCCUCGCCGGCGACUGCCCGCAAGUGUGCGCCCUCGGCGGCGUCAACUACACUGUGACCGAGCGGCUCGGGGAGGAAGCAACAGACAACAUGGACACGUCGUGCAUACUGCGUCGCGACGAGGACGGUAAGGCGUGCGAGUAUAAAUAUACAUACAAAGCCGGGCUAAGCCCCAUGGUAGCCAUGGAUAUAGUUAUCCGAUCUAAAGAAUGUUACCAGCCAACUAGCGCUAAAAUAAUGCUAACGUCCUUUAUAAUAAUGGGGUGUAUUAUAGCAAUCGGGAUGAUUAUCAUUUUGUGUAUCAAAUGUGCCCAAACGUUCUCCGACAGACGCGCAUACGCUAAGUUUGUCCAAGAAGCCCAGGAAAGUAGGAAGAACAUGCAGGAGUUGAACCCGCUAUAUAAGUCACCUAUCUCUGAGUUUAAAAUGCCAGAGUCGUUCCCUAGAGAUCGACAUGAUUUG